Messenger RNA from Castor canadensis (American beaver), 1665 nucleotides. NCBI's taxonomy places the organism in Eukaryota, Metazoa, Chordata, Mammalia, Rodentia, Castoridae. The record is from RefSeq and is a predicted model, not a curated record.
AUGGUGAGAGGGCGGCUGGGCAUCUGCAGUCCGGGUGGAGGGAAUUUUGGAUCCAGAAGCUGCCGUGGUUUGGGGCCCUGUCCCUUCCGGAGUCUGCGCCCUGGUCUCGUGGUCGGGGCCUUAGGUCCGCUGCAGCCUGGAGGGUCUAAAGCCUUGAACUCCGUCCUUCGUCCCUACAAUUUAGAAUUUGAAAAAGUAUUAGAUAUAUUCCAUAUAAAAGCCUUUUUUGACAGUGGUACUUCCUCUGUAGAUGAGUCCAGUGUUUUAUCUGUGAUUGUUCUGGAGCCCCUGACCUUUGAGGAUGUUGCUGUGAACUUCACCCUGGAAGAGUGGGGUUGCUUGGAUCCUUCCCAAAAGAAGCUCUACCGGGAAGUGAUGCUGGAAACCUACAGCAACCUACCUGAAGUGUUAGAGAGCCUGGAUGAACAUAAAGAGCAUAUUCAAUGUGGAGAAUCCUUUCAACAGACUCUAGAGAACAUUGUAAGCAAGGGAACUCCGCUUAGAAUAACACCAUGUAAAAGUAAUACAUAUAAUGCUUAUGGGAAAAUCUAUGCUGAUUGCAAGACUCUUGUAGUCCAUGAAAGGACGAACAAUGUAGUGAAGUCUCAUGGAUGUAAGCAAUGUGGAAAAGCCUUCACACAACAUGCUACCCUUCGUAUUCAUCAAACAACUCGCAUUAGAGACAAACCCUAUGGAUGUAAGCAAUGUGGGAAAGCCUACACUUCUUCCAAGAUGCUUCGUAUUCAUGAAAGAACUCACACUGGAAAGAAACCCUAUGGAUGUAAGCAAUGUGGGAAAGCCUUUACUGAUUCCAGUAGCCUUAAAAAACAUAGAAGAUCUCACACUGGCGAGAGACCCUAUGCGUGUAAGCCAUGUGGGAAAGCCUUCACUUAUUCCAAUAACCUUCGAAGACAUGAAAGAACUCACACUGGAGAGAAACCCUAUGGAUGUAAGCAAUGUGGGAAAGCCUACACUUCUUCCAAUAUGCUUCAUAUCCAUGAAAGAACUCACACUGGAGAGAAACCCUAUGAAUGUAACCAAUGUGGGAAAGCCUUCACUUCUUCCAGCUACCUUCAGAAACAUAGAAGAAUUCACACUGGGGAGAGACCCUAUGUAUGUAAGCAGUGUGGGAAAGCUUUUACUCAUUCCAGUCACCUUCAACUACAUCAAAGAAUUCACACUGGAGAGAAACCCUAUGGAUGUAACCAAUGUGGGAAAGCCUUUGCUCAUUCCAGUCACCUUAAGAAACAUAAAAGGAUUCACACUGUAGGGAAACCCUAUGCAUGUAAGCAGUGUGGGAAAGGUUUUACUCGUUCCAGUCACCUUCAACGACAUCUAGGAACUCACACUGGAGAGAAACCCUAUAGAUGUAACCAAUGUGGGAAAGCCUACACUUCUUCCAGCUACCUUCAGAAACAUAGAAGAAUUCACACUAGAGAGAAACACUGUGCAUGUAACCAGUGUGGGAAAGCCUUUGCUCAUUCCAGUCACCUUAAGAAACAUAGAAGAACUCACACUGAGGAGAAACCCUAUGCAUGUGAGCAAUGUGGAAAAGACUUCACUCAUUCCAAUCACCGUCAAAUACAUGAAUCAACUGACACUGGAGAGAAACCCUAUGCACGUAAGCAAUGUGGAAAAAAUUUCACUCAUCCCAGUGACCUUUGA